AAGCCACAAUGUUCUUCUUCUGCCUAGACCUCGUUUGGAGACUAAGGAUUUAUAAUACAUUUGUGUUAGCUCCAGUGGUGUGAUUCAGAUAUGUAAACAACUGGUUCUCUGUGUGGUUGCCACUUCCAGAAGUCCAUUCUGGACCAGGGCAACAAAAAAUUAGCUACCAGUUCUACUUGAAUCACACCACUAGUUAGCUCCCUAACAAUUCAGUCUGUUGAUUUCUUGUUAUUAUCUGGGUGAGGGACAGCUAUCAUAUGGUCUGACCUUUAUUCAGAUUUCAAUUCUUUGCCCAUUUUACAGUGUGGAAACUGUCCCAACCAAAUUGUAUGUUCACCUCUAAGAGUUAUAGUUGGCUUUUAGCCUUGUCCCAAGUCAUAUAAAACGAUCUUAAAAAAAGAUCUCAUUUUUCCUUACGAGCUGGGCCAAGUAUUAAGAUAAUUGGGAGUGGCUUUUUAUCAUGAUCUGAUCACCUUCAAAGGUAGGGUAUAUCUGAAAGAGAACGAGAAGGAGCCUUUUCAAUGGCUGUUUAUAGGCUUCAGAAUUAUCUGCUAACGAAGAUCAGGAUUGAUUUCUGUUCUUUAUCUUUCUUCAGUAGGGUUCCGCCCUCCCCCCAUAUAAGCAUUUCCCAGAUAAGCUUCAUUAGCUUAUUUUGCAAACAGAUACAAGGUAAUAUAGCACCACCUACUGUUUGAAUCAUAUAAGAAAAAUUAGAGUACUACCGUAUAUUAUAAUUAAUGUGAGAGAGGCAGUUUGGUACACAGGUAGUUCUUUUGUUACAACUGUAAUGGAGCCUACUCAUUACGGUUGAAAAUUUGAACAUCAAAUGAACUACCUCACUUAACUCCCCAUCCCUGCUCUCCCCAAGGAUACUAGAUAGCACAUAGUGGGAAGGGAAAAUGUCUGUCUUUGCCAUUUAGGCUUGGAUCCCAAAGAUUUGAGCCUCUUUUGAGGUCACAGAGCCAAUUCCCCUCCCUGUUCUGCACCAGAAUAAGGGGAAAAAUAGGUGGCAGGGAGCUGCAGGGUCUCUAUGAGGGUGAAUGACCCUAAGUGUGCUGUAGUGGUCUUAACUUUGAAACCAAGUGGUAAAUACCUUUGGGUAGAUUUGUUAUAACUUCAAAUGGUCACAUAAGUGACAGCCACAAGUCGAGGACUAUCAUAAUGGUUAAGUCAUCAGGUUAAAAACUGCAAUUUGUAGUCCUGUCUUAGGCACCAAGUCAGCUGGGUGACCUUGGGCAGUUACUCUCUCUUAGGAAAGAGGCAAAUGGCAAACAAUUUGUGAAAAAACCUCGCCAAGAAAACGGCAAGGGAUUAGUCUGGGAAGCCAGGAGUCAAAAAGUGAUUCAAAGGGACAAAACAAAUGAAUUAAGUGAACUAUUCACUUAUAAAGAUAUAAAGAUCAAAUUGAGAAAGUUAUGUACUUAACGGUACUAAAAAUUAAGAUUUUAAUUUCAAAUAUUUUCAUUUCAAGAUACAAAAUAAUGCUGGAGUUUAUGUAGUCAAACCAACAUGAGACACUUACUCAAGAUUUAUACAAAAGCAAAAACCCAUGAAUGGAAAAUGGGGGGAAAGCCUUUCCAAAGGACUGAAUGAAGACUGAUCAGCCUUAGUGAAAAUCUGACCCAAAGACUUGUUUUACUUUAUGUUAAAACCAAACCAACCACUUUAUGGCUUAUCAUAUUACAUACAGUAAAAUACAUGCUACAGUAUUUAGUUGCCAAUCAUAUUGCAUAUGUUAGAAUAUCUUUUUAACUUCACUGAAAUAAUGGGGUGAAAUCCAUAAUUAAACAAUUACGGUUUACUAAUUCUUAUAUUUGUAAAACUAAAUCUCAGCUAUAGUAUUGCCUGGCUAAUUCUAGGCCAACUUUUCUCUUUCUAAAUGGGUGGGAUUUCAAGUCAGCAUGGUCCAAGUUGAGAAUUAAAAUCCAAGAGAUUUGGAGGGCACCAAAUGUUGGAAUGCUGCUAUAGGGAGUCUAAGAAAGCAGUAAGAUGAAAACUGUAACAAACAAUAUUGGUGCAUUAAGGAAAGAAACAUCAUUUACCAAAUUAAUAAGGUUUAGAUGAAUCCUGACGAGGGUAGCGUUAGGCUUCAGGAUUUGAUGACUGUGGUGUAGAUAGCAGAUUUCCUGAUGUUUCACCAGCAACUAUAUCUGAAGAUGCUCAAAAGAUACCAUCUGUGAAAGCCAAUGCUAGAUCCUAGCUAGUUCUACAUAAUUCUCUAUAUAGUAUUCAAUUUGGUUUUGAUACUUUAAUUUUGUCAUGCAGAGACUAUCUGGGCUUCACAUUUCCUUCAUGUGAAAGAUUCAGAAUGUAAUUUCUUCUACUCCCUCUGGCUAAUUUUUCCCAGAAAGUCUGUGUACCUUUUUCUGCCAUGCUUUAUUAACGAAUCUCCUCAGGCCAUUAUGUAUCCUCUUUAUGAAUUCUCUGUAGAUUUGUUAAUAGUCUCAACAAAUUUGAGAUCUGCAUUCCUUCUUUAUAACUGGGAGAUCUUCCAGCUCUGCUUGGAGUUACAUUUCCCCCAAAGAAACAGUCCAAUUUAGUGGCACUUCUGGAUCCAUAUUUUUUUCUCCAUGCUGAGUUAAUUGCCAGGAGUUCCUUUGUCAUUUUUUAGUAACACACAAACCUGGCCUUUCUAAAAGCCAACUAAGAACUGGUGUACAUACUGGUAACCUCCAGCCUGAUUACUGAAAUAGGGCUACAUAUUUACAUCUUUGCUAAAAGCAUGCUGUCAGCUUCCAAAUCAUUUUCAGGUAGAAUCUUAAGAGCUAAUUAUUGCCCUAAGCAGUUUAACUUUCUUUUAUAUGAUUUCACACUCUCUCACACACAUGCUAUUUGGGGAUAUCUACCCAUAGUUUUUGUAAGCACAUUUACUUGAGAGUUGCCACCUGUGGUAUAAUAUUCCUCUGUUGGUAUUUUAAAUUUUAAAGCACAUGUUAAUGGAUGCUUAUUUUCAUUUUUAAUGGUUGUUGCUUUACUGCCUUUACUAACAUUUUUAAACGUUUUAGGGCAAUUUUCAUGACUUUACAGUAGUUGGUGUAUUAAAAUAUUAAUAAAAUCUAUAACAGCACAGUGGGAAAUAUUUGAAGACUUUAUCUGUGCCACUCAGGCUGGAAUCACAUCGUAAUCUGGUUCAACUGGCUUUUGCUUCAUGUAUUGAGUAAACCCAGUGGCUGACUUGUAAAUAAUAACUUAUGAUUUAGUGUGUUGUGCAAACUAGCAAACUAUAAUCUAGUCAAAAAGGUUGGCUGGUUAGAACACAAAGUGCGAGUCUAGCCUCAGAGUCAUCUGCAGUCCAGUUCUAUAAGGUGGAAAGAGAAUUGUAAUAGAUAAAACAUCUCAACACUUUGUAAUAACUAAAGAAGCAGCUUUCUUUCAAUAUAUACAAUGCAUGCCAUCUUCUAAUCUUAGAAGAUACGUUGACAGUUCUCUUCCUAUACGAUACUCUGAUCUACAAACCCAUUUACUUAUUAAAUUUAUAUGCCACCAAUCUCACUUCCCAUUACAACUGGGAAGACUCUAGUUUAAGGAUGGCUGCCCACGGCAAUAUCUUUCUGGACCCAGAUUUCACUGCCACUUCCUUCAUUUGCUUGAACAUCCAGCUUGCUGUUUUUUCCAUACUUCCGUAUUUUGAAAUGUGUGCACCACACUGAAUGAUUUACAUUUGAAUGCAGUGUAAAAUAGAUAAUUAAAUAAGUUUAGCUCAUACAUCCUAGCAACUCUUUUUUUUAUCUCAAUCCAACUUCACACUCAGUUCCUUAUCUAACUAUGCUUUAAUAAUUUAAUUGUCCUUCUCAACAUGUUAAAUUUGGCAGAUAAAUUUGAAGAAUUCACAUCAUGGUGGGAAACCAUACUGUUACAGGGAAGUAAUCCUCUCUUCCUGUCUUCUCCUCUCUCUUCUACAGCAGUUACUCUUUAUUUCUGCUUUUCUAGAGUUCAUCUCCCUCAAGAAACUUAUCACACUAAAAAUCACUAAACAAAGUAUACACUGAAAACUGAAACACAGAAAAACAAACACUGAUAUUAGCAUUAAGCUUAAGACAGCCCAGCACCAUUAAAAUAUUUACUUCAGACUUGCAAACAUAAAAUCCAUGAUUCUGACACACAUUUAGCUGCUUUGUUGGAGGCGAACACCAGCGCAUAAAUCCUUCGGGAGUCAAAACUGGUUUGGAAAAUUAGUUUCCAACAUGGGGGUGAUGGUGUGUAUGAAGGUUACGUUGAAGGAAAGUCACUUUAUACGAGAUUAAAUUUGGGAAGCUCAUUUUAGCAUUUUAAAAGGAAGUUUCAGUAAUAAUGAAACAUCCGAGGGUAAGGGAUCAAGAACUCUGAGCUCCCCGACAUUACUCCGCAGUCCCAGCCGGCUUACCUAUCGGGCGAAAGUCUGGUGAGAGUUUCACAGUCCUGGCGGAAGUGAAAUGAAGGGAAAACACAAUUUAUACAAAUCGAAGUUUUAUUUACGAGGCUCGUUGCUAGCAGAGUGUUGGAGAUAUUGAGGGGGUGUCCAUUGAAUCUAACAUCUUGUUUCUUAAUUAUUGCUCUAAUAUAAUGAUUACGAGAUCCCCUUUUCCCAAGGAGCAUAAACCCCACGCCAAGUGGGAUUUCUUUCUUGGUUUUAGCUAUGCUUUGAAUCUUUCAGGGUCUCCACCCCUCCCCGCUUCGGAUCUGUCCUCCGGUUUCACGCAGAACUACCACUUCCUGGUUUUACACGCGGCCGCGGAAGAUCGACUCCUCUCCUGUACUCCGCGCUCCGGGUUUCUCCGAUCUCUUGGCCGGCUCCGCCCCGCGGCUCCGGUUUCAGCCGCUGCUACAGGGACCCCCAAGAUGGAAACGCAGGGGCUGCCUGCCGCCGCGGAGGCGGCCCAGACCGAGCCCGCCAGCCAACAACAUGGCGCUGGUGCGGCCGCCGCGGACAACGGGGCUCCCUCCCCAGGGCCUGUUCGCCGACCUCCUCAGCCUCGUGACUCUACGGGGGCGGCGGCAGCGGGGGCCUGGGGCCUGGACGUGACAUUCCCGGUGCUGCUGCUCCUCGAGGGGAAGCUGCCGGAGCCGCCGCCGCCGCCUCAGCAGUUGCCAGUGCCGCCGCCGCCGGGAUCUGCUACCUCCGGCGGCGCGCCCGCCUCCGCCGCCUUGUCCCCGCCAGCCGGAGGCCCCGGGCAGCCGCCGGAAAAUGACGCUCUGCUGCUGGUGCUUAACUUGGUGCGGGGCGGAGCCUCCGGAAACCCCUCGCGAGGCUCCUCUCAGGAUUCCCCGCCGACACAGCGGCCGCGGGUGGAGGGCAAACCGGGCGGCGAGGCGGGAGGAGAAGGCCCGGCCUCGGCGCCGCUCUCGGAGGGCGGCGGGCCGCAGGAGGAGCCCGGCGGUGGCGGCUGCGGGCAGGGGAAUUCCUCCUUUUCGGGCACGCUGACCAUCAACAACCAGAGCCUGCUGGUCCGCUUCGAAAAUGGGACGCUUAGCUUCGGAGGCCCGGCGCCGGCAGCCCCAGUGCCGCCUCCUCCAGCUCAGCCGAGCGACGCCGCCCAGCCGCCGGCUGCACCCUCCGGCGGAUCUUCGCGGGUCCCGGCGUCACAUCCUCGCCCGGACUCCCACCGCGCCGAGACCUUUUCCCGCAAGCAGCUGUUGCGCCUGCAUCAACUGUCGGCGCGCUGCGGGAGCCCAACCGGCGCGGGGCAGGAGGGCGGAGAGGCGGCGGGUGCAGCUGCUGCUCCUCCAGCAGGCGCCAGCCGGACGGCGCGUCCCUUCAGCUGCCCGGUUCCCGGCUGCGCCUGGGCUUUCGCCACGGCCUACAAGCUGCGGCGCCACCUGCAUUCCCACGACAAGCUGCGGCCCUUCGCCUGCUCGGCGCCGGGCUGCACGAAGCGCUUCACCACCAUCUACAACCUUCGGGCGCACGGCAGGGCUCACGAAGAAGAGGCGAGGCUCAAAUGCGAGGCUUGCGGACAGCGCUUCCCCAGCGCCGCCCGGCUUGGGGCGCAUCAGCGGCGGAGCCACCUGGAGCCAGACCGGCCUUACCGCUGCGAGUACCCAGGUUGUGAGAGGACUUUCAUAACAGUGAGUGCAUUAUUUUCUCAUAAUCGAGUCCACUUCAGGGAACAAGAAAUGUUUUCCUGCUCCUUCCCAGGCUGUAACAAGCAGUAUGACAAAGCUUGCCGGCUGAAAAUCCACAUGAGAAGUCACACAGGAGAAAGACCUUUCAUUUGUGACUUUGAAGGCUGUGGCUGGUCUUUCACCAGCAUGUCUAAGCUAUUAAGACAUAAAAGGAAACAUGAAGAUGACAGGAGAUUCACAUGCUCUGUAGAAGGUUGUGGAAAAUCUUUUACAAGAGCAGAACAUUUGAAAGGCCAUAGUAUAACUCAUCUUGGUACAAAACCAUUUGAAUGCCCUGUGGAAGGUUGUUGUGCAAAGUUCUCAGCACGCAGCAGUCUAUAUAUUCACUCCAAAAAACACCUUCAGGAUGUGGAUUCAUUGAAGAUGCGUUGCCCCGUAUCCAGUUGUAGCAAAUUAUUCAAUUCAAAGCAUAGUAUGAAAACCCACAUGGUCAAGCAACACAACUUUAGUGCAGAUCUAUUAAAUCAGAUGGAAACCAUUGGUUCCCUCACACCUAGCAACGAACUUGCCAAUUCAGGACAAAGUGACCUCAGCAAUGUAGAUCUGGUGUCCCUUUUUUCUAGUGCAUCUGGGAACUCCUCUGGAAUUUCAGCUGAUAUGGCUCUAAUAAACUCUGGAAUCCUUACCAUAGAUGUUGCUUCAGUGGGCUCUACGCUUGGAGGCAGUCUGUCUGUCAAUAGCAGUUCCCUUGCUCAGACAGUUGACCCACUGAUUUUAGUGGCUAGUAGUGACAUUCCACACAGCCUGGAUAGCUCUCUUUUAUUGGGAACCACCACCACCGUUUUACAGCAAAGCACUUUAAAUCUGGAUGAGGUACAGACUGUGAAUGCAGAAGCCUUAGGCUCAUUAGCAUCUUUGUCAACAAGAAGUUCCAGUCAAGACUUGCACGGUUUGACUUCUAGCAAUAACUUGUCAGUAGACACAGCCACUUUAACCCCUUCCAGCAGCCUUGGUGGAAACAAUACAGCUGAAUUGUUAGCUCCAAAUAAAGCAGAGCAAACUUUGCUUCCUAGCCUGGACGUUGUGGAGCAACAAGAAGGCAGCAAAAUGGUCACUCAGUAUGUGUUCUCCAACCCUUCAGGAAGUUACAGUGCACAGAAAGAAACUGAUCUGAGCACAGGGACUGGCAGCUCUAUUCCGGAGAGUGGUGGGUCUGCGAGAACAGAUUAUCGAGCUAUUCAGCUUGCCAAAAAAAGAAAGCAAAAAGGAAAUGGGAAUGGGAAUGACAUAGGCUCAACUGACUCUGGUAUAAGAAAAAGCAAAAAUGAUAAAGUUAACUGUUUUAGUCCUGGAAAUCGGUUAUGCAACAGUAUUUUGCCUAAUGGAAAUCUAACAGUAAGAGACCCUUCAGCUGGCACACAGUUUGUUCAAAUUCAGUUGCUUCAGGAUGAUUCUCCAGGAGAAGGAGAUCUACCCUUCCAGCUCAGUUCUCAAUCUUCCUCCUCACACUCUCAGCUGACAGUAGAUUUACCUGUUCAUAUUCUUCAGGAGCCACACAAUUCUGCUGAAGAAGAUGCCAAUUCUGAUAAUUCCCAGUUUACAGGAAGCACCAUUAAUCUACAAGACCUUGAAUGAUUUUGUUGGAGAUAGAAGCAUUGGAACUUUCAGACACAGAAGCAUACUGAGAAAUAAGAGUCUGUUCCUGCUUUGAAAGGAAAAAGUAAACAAUGGAAGCAUGCUCACCAGUGCUGGGAUGCUUGAUGGUUAUCGUGCAACAGAAAACUUGUUCAGUAAAUUUUAUUUGAUAAGGCAAUUUGAGAUCUUGGUAUGUUCUAUCUUAGAGUCAGGAAAAAGGAACAUAUGGGGGAAUUAAAGUCCUGCAUUAGAGUGAACGUGCAGUGGUGAUAUUCCACACUGAUUUUAAGAAUAAUUAAGAAUUAAUUAAGAAUAAUUCUCAAAAUAGUAGAUAAUUAAGCUUAGCACUUUUUUCUUGAAAUGAAUUAAAUUUUGGGUUAAAAUGAAGGAAUAAGCAGGAAGACCAAUUAAUUUUUGCAAACUGACAUUUUAAAGAGACAAGAGCAUAAAAAUAGUACCAUACUCAGGGAUAGUAAAGGUUGAAUUAGUAGAGCAAUAUGAUUUCUUGCUCUUGCUAUCUCUAAUUUAGCAUUUUACAUUGAACGUGAGAAAGCUGCCUAGCACAUGUUAUUUCUUACCACUUUGGCUAUGUUUACAGUAAUAUAAAACAGUAUUGCCAAUUUGUACAAAGUUACCUUUAUUACAUAUACCCAUCAUGGUGCAUUUUUGGUCAAAAAUAGGUUUUGCUGAUUUCAGUAGAACUUACUGCUAAAUUAAUGUUGAAAUAACGGUCUGCCUACUAUUUACAUACAGACUAUCUGGCUGCAGAAAGAGCUUCCAGCUAGUGUCAGUAGCAUAUAAAAGUAACAUCUUGACCGAAACGAAAAAUACAUCUUUAUAUGUUUUUAAAACACCUAUCUUUUAUUCUAAGAUAAUAGAAUUAAUUCGUACAGGCUUUUAAGAAGAAAUACUAAGACUUCAGCUUCAGAGAAAUAAAUGUCAGUAUUUUACAAUAGAAUUUAAGUCUGGAACUUAAAGCAUUUUAUUCAUGACAUGCCACAUGGCAUUAAAAUUAUACAUAUGUACGGCUUAGUUAAAAAGUUGUGUGAGCAUUGUUGUUUUUUAUACAAAGAUAUCCUACAAAGGAACACUUUCGAAUUUUGCUUAUUUAUUUACAGUUAGGAGAAAAUUAAAGGUUAAUUGCUUUGAAUAUAUGAGUGAGCAACAAAUUUCUCUAAAUUGACCCUUCUUCCAUCACAUUCUAAAUUUGUAUUCUUGGAACUCAUGCUUAAGUAAAACUAGCCUUGCCCUAUCACCUCUGCAACAUCUUCUAGCAGCACUGACAAAGAGGAAGAGAGAUAAGCAGCCUUCUCUGGACCUUAUACUGUUCACUGUGCAUCAUGUGGCCUUCUCUGUUUUGGAAGUCAGGAGCCUUAGGAAAUAUAUUCCCUAGACCUGUUGAAAUCCGAAGGGAGGUUCCCGGGCCUGGUCUCCCUUAUACAAUAUACCAGGAGGAUAUUACGUCUCAAAUGGCUUUGGAAAUAUUAUUUUCUACUGUGUUAUUAAAUCGUGGAUAAAUUCUGUCUUGGAUUAUUCACAAUAGAUUAUUCCAAAUUAAGAGGACUUACCCAUAAAUAGAAAUAUACUAAUUGAUGCCUGUGCCUUUUGAACUUCAUUUUCAGAAGAAUGUAGUUUAGAAGCAUUUUAUACAGAUUACAUUAAUUCAGAUUUUGAUUUGUGGAUUUUUUUUUUUUUUUUUUUUUUUUUUAGAAAAAAGAAAAUCUUGGGUGGGUAUUUUUCAUUGACCGUAAAACAUUUACCGGACUAUCUUGACCUAUUACUAUACAUUUACAUUAUCAAAACAAAUUAUUUUCAUUUCUGAUAUAAAACCUCUCAGUGGAGAAAGUGAAGAAAUUGCUUAUUUUUAAACAUCUUGUCUUUUCUUUCUAUCACCAAGGUUCAGUUUUCAAGAUGAAUGGGGGCAUUUUGCCCUCAACAAUUGUCACUUCAAAAACUCAGUGGAAUAGUUCACACACUUACUGUGAUUGUGAUCCUCUGUAAACUGUAAUGCAAGCACACCUGUCUGUUAUAAAGAUACACAGGUAGAUUUAGAUUAAAUAGGUGGACCAGAAGAAGCCUGUUCAUUCCUUAUUCCUUUUCUUUGAGUAAAAAAAACAACAUUUUGUGAUUUCCAUAGUAGGCGUGGCUUCCAUUUCCUACUAAGUAUGGGGCAGACCACUCAAUUCUUUUUAACUCAAAGAGGAUCCCUAACUUGGUAAGAAUGUGAAUUGUAUCCAUUUGUUGUGGUGCUUCUGUUUUACGGAGUCUUGCUUAUUGAAAAAUAAGUAAUUGCUUUUCUUGGACAGACAAAUGUGUUCUUUUAUGAAGUUUAUAUACUCAGUUUUAACUCU
Messenger RNA from Crotalus tigris (Tiger rattlesnake), 10028 nucleotides. It is a transcript of the gene ZXDC, whose product is annotated as ZXD family zinc finger C. The record is from RefSeq and is a predicted model, not a curated record. Lineage: Eukaryota; Metazoa; Chordata; Lepidosauria; Squamata; Viperidae. Gene Ontology annotation, cellular component: nucleus. The transcript is spliced from 10 exons. Gene Ontology annotation, biological process: regulation of transcription by RNA polymerase II. Gene Ontology annotation, molecular function: transcription coregulator activity. The coding region runs from base 4543 to 7677 and encodes 1044 amino acids.